AUGACUUUGGGUGGUAAUGGCCCAGAAGUCAAGGUCACUUUGUGCAGUGAGUUUGGUAAGAUCUUGGCAGGAAUUCACGAUACAACAGUCCAUGGUACAAACCAUUUGGCCACGAGUAUACAAGUAGCAGCAUUGGCAUUAAAACAUCGACAGAACAAGAUCCAGCGUCAACGGGUCGUGGUGUUCGUUGGCUCGCCUAUCAAAGAAGAUAGCAAGGAACUGAUUAAACUGGCAAAGAAAAUGAAGAAGAAUAAUGUUGCUGUGGAUUUUGUCAAUUUCGGUGAAGAGGCCGAAAACACUGAGAAGUUGGAGUCUUUUAUUGAACAAGUCAAUUCGAGCGAUAACAGCCAUUUAGUUACUAUUCCUCCUGGGCCCCAUCUCUUGUCAGAUGUACUUGCCUCUUCUCCAAUUAUCAAUGAAGAUAGCGUGGGCGGCGGUAUUCCAGGUGGAUUGGGUGCAGGAUCUGGAGGUGCUGGUGCCGGUUCGAGCUCGGAAUUGUUUGAAUUUGGUGUUGAUCCUAGUGUCGACCCUGAGCUCGCUCUUGCGCUGAGAAUGUCUCUUGAAGAUGAGAAAGCAAGACAAGAAAAAGAGAAAGAAAAGGCUGCUGCAUCUUCGUCUGCUGCUGCCACUAUUCCUGAAGAAACUGCUUCUGAGGUAGCGACCGCUGAAGCGAGCUCCAGUGCAUCUGCUGCUCCUGCUGCUAAUACAGAAGCAACAAAUGCUUCUGAGGAGGCUAAAGAGUCCGAGGAGAAUAAGCCAAGCCAGAUGGAUACUUCCAAUGAUUAG
Messenger RNA from Sugiyamaella lignohabitans, 786 nucleotides. RefSeq names its product proteasome regulatory particle base subunit RPN10 (gene RPN10). Lineage: Eukaryota; Fungi; Ascomycota; Dipodascomycetes; Dipodascales; Trichomonascaceae. Bases 1 to 786 code for a protein of 261 amino acids. The record is from RefSeq and is a predicted model, not a curated record. Gene Ontology annotation, molecular function: polyubiquitin modification-dependent protein binding. Gene Ontology annotation, cellular component: proteasome regulatory particle, base subcomplex; cytosol; nucleus. The transcript has a single exon. Gene Ontology annotation, biological process: proteasome-mediated ubiquitin-dependent protein catabolic process.